GCAUCUGGCCCCAUCUGGCAUGGAGACAAGGGGCCUAGCUUGAUUAAGCAGCUCAAGGAUGGAUGACUGAGGCUCUUGGCAGAGACAACAGGUCCUCUGUGCGUUCUUUGUAAAACUGUCCUUUGUGUUUACGUGUCUGUGAGGAACAGAAUUGUCUUGGAGAGUGGGGCGAUUAUUAGUGUUAUUGACAUGCAUUACGCUGGCUUGCAAUCUACCACAAAUAACCGGCCCUCAUGGUGCACAUUCCACUCAAAGUAAAACUCAGAAGGACUUUCCCUUGAGAAGAGAAACUUCCGCAACAGCCAAAGAUGGCGAGAUCCGUCCAUCCAUUAGAAGUGUCUCUGUCCUCAGGAUACACCCGCCGGACAGGCCUGUUCACAAGGCACAUCCUCCCCUCCUUCCCAUUCCUCUCUUUGCUCCUCCACUGUCUCCUGUCCUUCUCUACAGUGGGAGGUAGUGUGCCAGGGUUAGAGUAUGACUACGGCAUCAGCCCCAAAUUUGUCUGCACCCCAAUCCCACCGGAAGCAGAUCCCAGCUGUUUUACACCGGGCGGGCCAGCACACGGAACAGCACAUGGAACAGCACACGGGACAGCACACGGGCCCAGCAGUAACGUCCAUGGUAACGGCCACAGUAACGGGCACCACAGUCCUGUGGGAGGGGCUGCUAAUGGCGGCACACGGAGAGUCAUGUCGGACGAGGCUAAAUCCACCAUCUUGCACCUGCGGGAGAGCCUGGUGCGGCAGAAGGAGACCAUUUUGGACCAGAGGGAGACCAUCCGAGAGCUGACGGCCAAGCUCACUCUCUGCGAGGGCUUUGGUCGCGGGGUUGGUCACCACGACGACCACGAGGACCAUCAUGGGCCAUCGUCGCACCAUAGCUCGCACCACCCGGGCUCCUCUCACCACUCCUACCAUGACACCGACCACCACACGGACUCCCACUACCCCCAUAAUGGCCACCGGCCAGACCCACACCACCGGGGGACGGGGUCCCACAGUGGUAGCAAACAUGGGGCCUUUUCUGCUGAGCAGACAGGCAAGACCCUCCAGACCCUGAAGGAGAGGCUGGAGAACUUGCAGGCCAGGAACUCCUCUAGCUCCUACUCCAGCUCACUGAGGGACCUGCUCCAGAGAAAGAUUAAUGCCCUGGAGGAACAACUACACAAUCACCAUGGGGGAAACCAUGGCCCUGGUCACCAUGACGAUCACCAUGACAACCAUGGUAAUGGUCACCAUGACGACCAUCACGAUGACCACCAUGAUGAUCACGAUGAUGAUCACCAUGAUGAUCACCACGAUGACCAUCAUGAUGAUCACCACGAUGACCAUCAUGACGAUCACCACGACGAUCAUCAUGACGAUCAUCAUGGCGACCGACACCAUGAUCGCCACCAUGAUCGCCACCAGGAUCGUCACAAUAGUCACCAUGACGACCAUCACUAUGAUCGACACUAUGACCGCCAUUAUGACCGCAGCCACAGCCGUCAUGACAAUCACCACGAUGAUCACCAUGGCCCUGGUCACCAUGACGACCACCACAAUGAUCACCAUGAUGAUCACCACGGCCCUGGUCACCACGAUGACCACCAUGCCACUGGUCACCGUGACGACCACCAUGGUCCCGGUCACCACAACAACCAGCAAGGACCUGGCCACCACGAUGACCAUCACAAUGACCACCAUGGCAGUGACCAAGGCCCUGGUCACCAUGAUGAUCAUCACGAUGAUCACCGUGACAAUGGUGGACACCAUGGUAGUGACACAGACCAUCACCCCAGACCUCCCUAUGGCAGCAAACCUGUUCCAGCCAGACCUCCUGUCCGUGGGGGAGUGGGCCACGCUAAACUGGACACGGUCUUCAGUCACCUGCACAACAGGAACACUGAGCCUGGUGGCCGCAAGAAGCCGAAGAGUCCAGACGCCUUCCAGAUCGGCUUCCCCAUGAGGACCAACUACAUGUACGGAAGGGUGAAGAGGACCCUGCUCAAUGAGAUAUUUGCCCUGACCGUGUGCCUGUGGCUGAAGGGCGGCUCUGGCCCGGGUCUGGGCACACCCUUCUCCUACUCCGUACCUGGCCAGGCCAACGAGCUAGUGCUGAUUGAAUGGGGCAACAACCCCAUGGAGCUACUGAUCAAUGACAAGGCUGUGACGCUGCCCAUCUCUCUGACGGAUGGGAAGUGGCACCACUUGUGCAUCACCUGGACGACGAGGGACGGCCUGUGGGAAGCCUACCAGGACGGGGUGAAGAGGGGGUCAGGGGAGAACCUCUCAGCCUGGCACCCCAUCAAGCCUGGAGGGGUCUUCAUCCUCGGGCAAGAGCAGGACACGCUGGGUGGACGCUUUGAUGCUACCCAGUCCUUUGUGGGAGAGAUGUCUGACCUUCAAUUCUGGUCACGGGUUCUGACGCACAAUGAGAUCUUCAGUCAGGCCAGUUGUGGAGGUCACCUGACCGGUGAUAUCAUCACAUGGACAGAGGCUGUGGUGGAGUUACAUGGUGGGGUUACCAAGUACCCCUUUGACCCUUGCCACUAAGAACUAAUACCCUGCCAUUCUACCAGGGAGAACUGGAGAUGCCCUAUACUGCCACCAUAAACUGACUCUGACUUUGCCCACCUCUGCCCUGAGUCCCCUG
Molecule: messenger RNA, 2634 nt
Organism: Hypomesus transpacificus
Lineage: Eukaryota; Metazoa; Chordata; Actinopteri; Osmeriformes; Osmeridae
Product: filaggrin-2
Exons: 5
Coding region: 309-2534 (741 amino acids)
Source: RefSeq, a predicted model, not a curated record